Messenger RNA from Triticum urartu, 750 nucleotides. NCBI's taxonomy places the organism in Eukaryota, Viridiplantae, Streptophyta, Magnoliopsida, Poales, Poaceae. The record is from RefSeq and is a predicted model, not a curated record.
CACACCAUGUCGUCCCACGUCCAGGAAGAUGAGCUCGCCAUGAGCAGCGAUGAGUUGCUCCAAGCUCAGCUCGAGCUCUACCACCACUCCUUCGUCUAUGUCAAGUCCAUGGCGCUCGGUGCCGCCACCGAUCUGCGCAUCGCCGACGCCGUCCACCUUAGGGGAGGUGCUGCCACCUUGUCUGAUCUUGCCGCUGAUACAGGGAUCCACCCAACGAAGCUCUCCCACCUCCGGCGGCUCAUGCGCGUGCUCACCACCUCGGGCAUCUUCUCCGCCGACGUCAAGGCUAGCGGCGACACCGUGUACAAGCUCACCCGGGUCUCUCGCCUCCUUGUUGGUGCUGGCGGCGAGAGCUCGCGCCGCCGUGACCUGUCUCCGAUGGUGGGCGUUUUUGUCAACCCGAUCGCCAUCACUGCUCUCUUUAGCAUACGCGAGUGGUUCACCGACGAAAAGAGUGAUCCGCAAUAGGAAACGGUGUCCAAGGAGGCGGAGGUCUUGUUCGAUGUCUUCAUAAUGCACAUCGACGGGAUCCAGCGAGAGGAGCAUGAGUGGAGGAAGAUUUUCUUGGAAGCUGGGUUCAGUGACUACAAGAUUACACCCGUGACAGGAAUUCGCUCAAUUAUUGAAGUCUACCCUUAAAUAUAAAUCUUCAUACUUCAUGUUAUGGAUUUGGCUGCAUUGUUGUAUGUAAGUGGUACCUUUAUAAUCUUAUCACUAUCACUUAAGUAAAAUGAGUGCUAGCUUGACCAA